ACGAUCCAACGAGGAUUAUCAAGUAUCAACGCUUCUUUUACUCCUUCCUAAAAUUAUAAAACUGAAAAAACCAACUCUCUCUCCCUCUUUCUCAGUGAGUCAAAAACCAACUGUAAAAGAGAUCGUAUACACACGUUUAUGGUAGAAAGAGCUAGAGGAGAGAAGAAGAUUUGAAGAGACGACUGAAGAAGAGAAAGCAAAAAGAAAAAGAGACAAAGAUGGAGGUCUCUCUCUCCGUCGGUCCUGACCGAGCCAUCGUCUACGGCAAAUCGUCGAGGUCCGUCUCGGUUCAACCCUUCUGUCGUCGAACGGCAACAAUAGCGCAGCUGGGAAGCACCAACAACAACCGUUUAUGGGGUAUGGUCCUUCCCUCCCGGCGCACAUUAGCCAGGGCUUCCACACUCGUCCUCGCCGCUUCCAGAGCUGACGACUCCGCUCCUUCCGAGAUGUCUGUCGAAAACGCUCUGAAACUACUCGGUGUCUCCGAAGGGGCUUCCUUUGACGACAUCCUUCGCGCCAAGAAUUCUAUCCUCUCUUCCUGUAAGGACGACCAGGAAACUGUGGCCCAGGUGGAGGCUGCAUAUGACAUGUUGCUUAUGCAGAGCUUAACACGGCGUCGGGCAGGAAAGGUUGUAAAUAGCGGCAUACGUUAUGCUGAUGUGAAACCUGUAAAUGCUAUGCCUCAAUGGUUACAAGCUACAGUCAAGAAUGUCCCAGUUUCAGUUGAAACACCAUCUACAGGCAGCUUGGCUAUACAAGCAGGGGUAUAUGGAGCAUUAAUGGGCUUAGCAUAUGCGAAUGGAGCCUCAACAUCAGUAGGGUCAUACUCUGGGGCUAAUGUUCCUGGGAUCAUCUUAGCUACAAGCUUUGGAGCUUCAUUAUACUUCUUGACAAAAAAGAAUAUUAACCUUGGGAAGGCCACUGCAAUAACUAUUGGGGGCCUUGUCAUUGGUGCAGCCGUGGGCUCAGCAGUUGAAUACUGGUUGCAGGUAGACAUUGUCCCAUUUCUUGGCAUACAUUCUCCUGCCGUAGUAGUAAGCGAAUUCAUACUUUUCUCACAGCUUUUGACCUCCUUGUACCUAAGAUAGUCUUUAGAGCAGUAAUCAUCUUAUCUUGAAACUCUGAUGUUUGUAAGUAUUAUUGCAACUGCCGGGCGGUGUAUUCUUUGGCCCAAUCCUAUAAAUGUUGCUCUUUCUUACCAUGUAUGAUUAUCAUGGGAAAUACAAAAAUGCAACAAGGCUUGCAUCAUUAACAGAUUUUGCUCAUAAAAUGCUGGCAAAUAUUUAUAGCUAUUACGUCAUUUUUGUUCA
Messenger RNA from Nelumbo nucifera (sacred lotus), 1310 nucleotides. RefSeq names its product protein CHAPERONE-LIKE PROTEIN OF POR1, chloroplastic-like. The record is from RefSeq and is a predicted model, not a curated record. NCBI's taxonomy places the organism in Eukaryota, Viridiplantae, Streptophyta, Magnoliopsida, Proteales, Nelumbonaceae. Gene Ontology annotation, cellular component: chloroplast membrane.